AGUGUCAGCUCAGAGGAGAGUAAACCCCACCCCUUUUACACCCAACCACAGACUUUGUAUAAAAGUGAAACUGACUGAAAACAUGUUGCUGGAUCUGCAGUGAACCUCUUCACUGAGGUAAAUUAAGGAGCAACAACACUGUUCCUGUAAAGCAGAGAAGCUGUGGUUCAGAGGAGCAGAGAAUCAUUUUAGCUGAAACAUGUCUUCAUCUGUAUCAACUACGGUGGGAGGUGUGGUGGUGGUCACCCAUGUGCACCCAACACCUCAGGGUGCAAUGCCCCAACUUCCUGUGGGCAUCCAGAAGUUCAGCAGGGCCUCGCCGAUGGCGCUUGGGACAGUUCAGAUCAUGAUCGGCCUGAUAACUCUGCUGUUUGGGAUCGUUAUGGUGAUCCAUGCAGAUACACUAGGAGAUUUCAGCGGUGUUUUUGUCUGGGGAGCUUUGAUUUACAUCAUAGCUGGAUCUCUGACAGUGGCUGCUGGGAAAUCUCCAAACCGCUAUCAGGUGAACCUCAUUCUGCUUUUCAGUGUUGUAACAGCAGUUGCUUCCUCUGUUGCAACCAUCCUCUGCUCUCUGGAUGCUGCAGGGGUUGUGAUCCCAUGCCAUGACUACGCAUGCCCGUUAUAUCAGACUCAGACCAAGGGGUUUUCAGGGGUCUUGGCUGUUUUCCAUGUAUUGGCGUUUGUUGUUUCAAUCACUGUCGCAGCAUUUUGCUGCAACGCCACUUGCAACUGCUGCCAACAGGCACCAUCGUACGUUGUUGUACCUGUAAAUGCUUCAGUGACUGCACAGGCUCUGCCCAGUGCACCUCCCUAUACAGACACUGACCCACAUCUAGAGCCAAGAUACCCUUGGCCUCCACCUCCACCCUACACCACUGUCGUCAACUGAAGAGUCUGUCCAAACUGACCAUCCUGUAUCAAAAUGCUCUUUUAAUGUUGACUGGAACCUAAUAUAAGAUGAGAAUCUAAAUUCAAUGUGUCACUCCUAACCUGAAAUGUGUAAAAAAAAAAAAAAAAGCUUUGCUAUAAAAUAAAUGCUGUCCUUCAGAGAUGAUUAAAGAGUUUUGUAAUGAC
Molecule: messenger RNA, 1074 nt
Organism: Lates calcarifer (barramundi perch)
Lineage: Eukaryota; Metazoa; Chordata; Actinopteri; Centropomidae
Product: membrane-spanning 4-domains subfamily A member 4D
Exons: 8
Coding region: 200-889 (229 amino acids)
Cellular component (GO): membrane
Source: RefSeq, a predicted model, not a curated record